This is a messenger RNA of Lasiodiplodia theobromae, 1803 nucleotides long. RefSeq names its product ATPAse AAA+ type core protein. The transcript is spliced from 2 exons. Gene Ontology annotation, cellular component: mitochondrial matrix. NCBI's taxonomy places the organism in Eukaryota, Fungi, Ascomycota, Dothideomycetes, Botryosphaeriales, Botryosphaeriaceae. Gene Ontology annotation, molecular function: ATP hydrolysis activity; ATP binding. Gene Ontology annotation, biological process: proteolysis; protein catabolic process. The coding region runs from base 1 to 1803 and encodes 600 amino acids. The record is from RefSeq and is a predicted model, not a curated record.
AUGACGCUUGCCACCACUUUCACCAUCACGAUCUCGCCACAGGCCCGCUCGUCAUACCUCGCUUUGUAUUCCAUAAGCCGAACCUUCACGACCUCCGCGGCACAAUGCUCGUCCGGUCACUACAGCCGCUCAGACUUCUCCAGCCAGGGCUUUACGGGCAUCUAUGAGCCAGGCCAGCCGACUGGCGGGCCGCUCGGGGGAGCCAGCAUCGUCGGCGCCCCCCGGAUAACCCCGAAGGCGCUCAAACAUCACCUGGAUCAGUUUGUGGUCGGUCAGGAGCGCGCCAAGAAGGUUCUCAGCGUCGCCGUGUACAAUCACUACCAACGGAUACAGGAGCUCGAGCGGCUCGAGGAGGAGGAGCAGGAGCACCUGGCCCAGCAAGCGCGGCGGGAGAUGGUACAUCGGCAUCCAGUUGAAGAUGAGUUCCCUGGGCAACAGCGGACCACCAAUGUUUGGGACGCUGAAACCCAAUAUCCCCCCGACCCCCCGGCACCGCCCCCGCGUGCAUCCCCCGCUUUCGGCGCUGAGCCACUCGUCGACAACAGCCCCAUGACCAUCGAGAAAUCAAACAUACUAUUACUUGGGCCCUCAGGUGUGGGAAAAACGCUCAUGGCGAAGACACUUGCCCGCGUGCUUGAGGUUCCCUUCAGCAUGUCUGACUGCACCCCAUUCACUCAAGCCGGUUACAUUGGCGAAGACGCGGAGGUCUGCGUGCAGCGGUUACUGGCUGCAGCAAACUACGACGUAGCGGCUGCCGAGCGCGGCAUAAUAGUCUUGGACGAGAUAGAUAAAAUCGCAACAGCAAAAGUCAGCCACGGCAAGGACGUUAGCGGGGAAGGUGUACAGCAGGCAUUACUGAAGAUUAUUGAGGGAACAACACUACAAGUACAAGCCAAGCCGGAGCGCGGGGGCAACACUGGGAGGGGGCCAAGCAGCAACGCUUCAGGCAAUUCUUACAUUCCUGGAGGUAACCCAGGCGGACCAACCGGGAUGAACAUGGGUCAUCCUCCCUCGCCCAAGGGCGAAGUUUUUAACGUCCGCACCGACAACAUGCUUUUCAUCUGUACGGGCGCAUUCAUUGGUUUGCAUAAGGUAAUCCUUGACCGCAUAUCCAAAGGCAGCAUUGGAUUUGGCGCACCGGUUCGAGCAGCCAGCUCCGAAACAUUAUCUUCCGACACAACACUGAAGGGGGACGCUGCUCUUUUCCACAAACAUGUUCCUUUUUACACCCCGGAGUCCCAAACCACAGGAUCCUCCAAGGCUCCUCUCAACACGCUCGAUCUCGUCGAGCCCGCGGACCUCCAGAAAUACGGCAUGAUCCCGGAGCUGGUCGGCCGCAUUCCCAUCACCUGCGCGCUUUCGUCGCUCGACGAAGAGGCUCUCGUAAGGGUGUUGACAGAGCCUCGCAACUCGUUGGUCAAGCAGUACGAGCAGCUCUUCUCCCUCUCCGGCAUUGAACUCAAGUUCACCUCGCCGGCUCUCCGCGAGGUCGCGAAACAGGCGUCGAAGAUGGAGACUGGUGCUCGUGGGCUUCGAACUGUUAUGGAGCGUCUGCUGGGCGAGGCGCAAUACGAGUGCCCCGGCAGUACGACGAAGCACGUCCUUGUGACCAGAGAUGCGGCACAGAGGAAGAAGCCGUUGACGUACGUCAGUCGCGGACAGCAGCAGCGCUUCCAAGCACUGCUGGACCAGGAGGAGCAGGAAUGGCAGAGGGAGAUUAGUGGGAAGAAGGCGGAGGAAGAGCAUCAGCAGAGGGUUAAUAGUUUCGAGCAAUAUAGGAGAGCGGAGGCGGGGUAUGCUUAG